Messenger RNA from Strigops habroptila (Kakapo), 2207 nucleotides. It is a transcript of the gene B4GALT4, whose product is annotated as beta-1,4-galactosyltransferase 4. Bases 737 to 1792 code for a protein of 351 amino acids. The record is from RefSeq and is a predicted model, not a curated record. Gene Ontology annotation, molecular function: glycosyltransferase activity. Gene Ontology annotation, biological process: carbohydrate metabolic process. NCBI's taxonomy places the organism in Eukaryota, Metazoa, Chordata, Aves, Psittaciformes, Psittacidae. The transcript is spliced from 7 exons.
GUACAUAGGUAACAAAAGGAAGACAAAGGAAAAUGUGGGCCUGUUGCUCAAUGAGAUAAGGGACUUGGUUAUGCAGGACAUGGAGAAGGCUGAACUACCAAAUGCCUUUUUUUUCACCUGGUCUUUACUAGUAAGACCAGGAUUCGGGAAUCCCAGGUGUCAGAGACUAGGUGGAAAGGCUGGAGUAAGGAAGAUGUACCCUUGGUAGAAGAGAAUCACUUAAGAGAUCAGGGAAUACUUGGGUGAACUGGACAUAUACAGGCUCAUGGACCAUGAUGGGAUGCACCCAUGAGUUCUGGGUGAGUUCCCUCUGCAGGAUGUCACUGCCAGGUGACUCUGGAUCAUCUUUGCCUGAUCAUGGUGACUGGGAGAAGCGCCUGAAGGCUGGAGGGAUGUCUCUGUACAAUUAGAUGCUAAGGACCAGCAGGCUGGAAAGCAGCAAGGCAGAAAAGGAUGUAGCGGAAGUGGCACCAAGCUUUCUUCUCUGUGAUUGAAGUGGAUGUGGAGACCCUUCACUGCUGGUGGUUAAGUCCUAUUUCCUGACGUUUGAAGAGCAAACAGCACCAGGGCUCCAUGAAUUGCAAAACUGCAGCAAGUGUGGCAGCCCUACCUACGUCCAGCUUUACUCCUCUACUGUGACAUUCUUCUUGGAACCCUUGGUUUCAUCCCCCGUGGCUGCUCAGUGGCCUGCCUCAGCAUCAGAGCAGAGGAGGCAGCUAGUGGGUCAGGGAGAACCAUGGCCUUGAGCUUCUAUGUCUUUCACCUCUUCUAUAAGUUCAAAGUGUUGGUGCUUGUCACUUUGUGUUUGAUGGUGCUAUGGGCCACGGUCAAUUACUAUGUGGACUCCAGACAGGAAAUUCCUAAAGCUAAGAGUAUGGUGGAGGAUUUCAGGAAGGUGACUAGCCUGGAGCGCAGCCAGAAGCAAGAGAAGAUGGAAUCAGUUGCAGUUCCCACAGUGAAAUCACUUCAGGAUGAGUGCCCAGCUCUGUCUCCGUACCUGAUUGGUGCCAGCAAACUCACCUUCAAAGCAUCUCUCACACUAGAAGAAGUGCAAAAGGAGAACCCUCAGGUAGCCAAGGGUCGGUACCACCCUCCGGAGUGCUCCGCACAGCACCACGUGGCCAUCAUCAUCCCACACCGCAACCGAGAGAAGCAUCUGCUGUACCUCCUGGAGCACCUCCACCCCUUCCUGCAGAGGCAGCAGCUGGACUAUGGCAUCUAUGUUAUCCACCAGGCUGGCAGCACCAAAUUUAAUCGUGCUAAGCUGCUGAAUGUAGGAUACCUAGAGGCCCUAAAAGAAGCUAACUGGGACUGUUUCAUUUUCCAUGAUGUGGAUCUGGUGCCAGAAAAUGACUUUAACAUUUACACGUGUGGCCCCGGACCAAAGCACUUUGUAGUUGGCAGGAACAAUACUGGAUACAGGUUACGGUACAAAGGAUAUUUUGGAGGUGUAACUGCUCUAACAAGGGAUCAGUUUGCCAAGGUGAAUGGAUUCUCUAACAACUACUGGGGCUGGGGUGGAGAAGAUGAUGACCUACGAAUCAGGGUUCACCUGCAGAAGAUGGGAGUGAUGAGGCCACCUGCUGAGGUAGCCAGGUAUACAAUGAUCUUCCACAAGCGAGACCAUGGGAAUGAGGAGAAUGAAGAGAGGAUGAAGCUUCUAAGUCAGGUGUCUAAAACAUGGAAAACAGAUGGGCUGAACUCCUGCUCAUAUAAACUGCUCUCAGUGGAACGUAACCCUUUAUAUAUCAACAUCACGGUGGACUUCAGUGCGCAGCCCAAGGUCUCAUAAGGGUGAGCAACACACAGGGUAUGCAAAUGGCAACAGAUCUUGUUUGCUUGAAAGAGGACUUCAGUAGCACAGGAGAGUCUUUCUUCACAGUGUCUGAUUGAUUGGGAAUUCCCUUUUGUGAGGGCUGGAGCCAUGGGACAGGUCUUUGUGUUCUGCUGGGACAUUCACAUUAGUGCCCUUCUUUGGGCUGGGCCAGUGGAAGGACUUGAACCAAGUCUUGUGGAUAAAAGACUUGCUCUUGCAACUAUUCCUAAAUUUCUUGUGGGCUCAUUAAAAGGACAAGAAUCCUUCACCAAGUCCAAACUUGCUGAGGAAAGCUGCUUUUUUUUCCAGCCUGUGUGUGAGGGAAGGAGUAUGGUCAUGGGUGAGGAGAUGUUAAAGAUCUCUCAAUAAAUACACUCCAUUGACUGCAGAA